AUGAUCCGACUACCUGUGAAUUUGUAUAAUAAUCCUGAUUGGAUGGGAUUUGCACUAUGUGCUGUUCUUUCAUUUCAUGAUCAUCCAAGUGACAUUCGUUUGAAGUUGGAAUCGAAUAUUUCUCAUAACUUCAGUAUCUUUUUGAAGACCGUAUUUGGUGUCGUUGGUCCAUUACUUCCCAGUAGCAUCACUGAAGAGAACAAAUUAAUUUCAUUAUAUGGAUAUUCAUUCAUUUGGGUAUCAUUCAUACCAUGUGGGUUGCUUUCACAUCAAUGGAGUCAAUGCAUCUGGGUUGAAUUCUUGUUUCUAAGCCAUAGUCCAGAUUUGUCUGUGCUGAAAUGUGGGGACAAUCUUGUAUACCAGCACAGUAUCAAAGAGUUUACACAUAUAAUAACUCGAUGCAUAACCUCAUAUGGUGACCAUUUGCAUUCCAUUAAUUACAAUGAAAUCGGUGGAACUAACCACUCUCAUGACCAUGUACACCAUCAAAGGUUGCCCAUUUCUCAGGGAGAGCUUAGUGAGGAUCCACACCCUCCCAAUCAAUUCCAUAGAUCUGGCCCAUUGGACUUUCAUCCGGCCACUUUGUACAAUUCCUGUUUCCCUCCGAAUAAAAUUCAAGAGUGGUUCACUCAUCAUGGUCGUGGGCACUCUGUGACAAUUGGCCUACCAACAAAUUUGUUCCGUGAUAACAAUUGGAUGGGAUUCGCUCUAUAUGCAUCUUUUUCAAUGCACGGGGAUGCAACUGCCUUCCUUAACAAUUUGUUUUCAAAAUUUUCUCACCGCCUACAUUGUCGUUUUCAAACGCAUGUGGCUGGUAUAAAUGAUCAAAUCCUUGUUUGUCAUACCACUGAAGAAGAAAUCAUAUGGUUACUUAGUCUAGGUGAAUUUAUUUGGGUAUCCUACGUACCAGGUAAGCCAUUUAAGGAUAUAUUGCACCAUCAGUGCAGUUACAUUAAGGCUUCAUUUGGAAGUGAUUGGCCAGGUGUGAGGGUGCAGAAAUGUGCACUUCGUUUUCUGUACCAACAUGAUCAGGUGCAGUUUGAGCAAGAACUAAGACACUCGAUUUCAACUUCAUGAUUUUUUGAACAUUGGGAUUCCAUCAGUUAAAUGAUAGCAGGUCAAGAGAAAUAAAUGAGUGAAACCCUGUUGAUUAGUUUGGAUUUGGAGGAAAUGUCAUACUCUAAUAAGGAGUUUGGAGUUGAAAUAUUACUGAGACUGUUUUUAUUAAUUGGAGACUGAUGAAACUAAGAUUCCCCUUGGCAAAAGCUACUUGCUGGUAAUUAAACAAAAGUACUAUUCCCUCUCCCUCUCUUUCACUUUCACUCAUUAGUCACAAUAUUGGUUCUUCACAGGGCUUUGAUCAAUGCCUAAUCUAUAAUACAUGUUUUCUUGGAAGUAAAAUGCUGGAGUGAUUCAGCCACCAGAGUGACCAUGAGCCCCUAGUGACAAUCCAAUUUACUCCAAAUUUGGACAAUCAUGGUAAUUAAAUAGGACUUGCUCUUUGUGCUUCUUAUGCAAAGCAUCUGGAUUUAAGAACUUCUUACCCCCUUAUUUGUCAUGUGAAAACCAACAUUGGUAGUGUGAAAUUUUGCCAUAUCUAUUGCCCAACUAAAGAAAAUCUCAUGAUGUCACAAAUAGGUGGAUUCAUUUGGUUGUCCUAUAUACCAUGUGGGUUGUCUCCAGAUUGGCUGAAACAUUGCAUCUGUAUUGGGAUUUCCUUUGCAACCAAUUGCCCAGGCUUGAUGGAAGCAUUUUUAUGAGGAAGAGUUUAAGAAAAUACUAAAGCAGUGGGUGAAAUUCUAGUCUGAUAAUUGGGGUAUCAUGCACCAUUGGACUAUUUAUAAUAGAAAUGGAAAUAAGUAAAAACGCUAUGUUGAAGCAAGACCUAGUAUGGAGAAGUGAGUUCUAGAAUAAUCUCUCCUAUUGGUCUGCUCACUGCUGCCUUCUCUUCUCAACUUAUUGGUAAGUCCUCCUCCCUCUAGUUUUCAAAUUUAAGUUAAUCCCAUAGAGUCUGUAGAUAAAUCUGAUGGAAACAUUCUUUGAGAUAUAGGACUUUGAUUGAGAGAUGAAACCCAUAGUACCUUGCAAUGACAAUUUUUUUUUUUAUUAAUCAUUUUAAAUUAUGAUUUUGUGAUUAGAUGAUGACAAAUUUUACCAUGGAUUAACUUGGGCUUACCUUUACAGUAAUUUUUUUUUUACAUUUA
Molecule: messenger RNA, 2204 nt
Organism: Quercus robur (English oak)
Lineage: Eukaryota; Viridiplantae; Streptophyta; Magnoliopsida; Fagales; Fagaceae
Exons: 2
Coding region: 1-1077 (358 amino acids)
Source: RefSeq, a predicted model, not a curated record